This is a messenger RNA of Truncatella angustata, 1627 nucleotides long. RefSeq names its product general substrate transporter. Gene Ontology annotation, molecular function: carbohydrate:proton symporter activity. Bases 59 to 1627 code for a protein of 522 amino acids. Lineage: Eukaryota; Fungi; Ascomycota; Sordariomycetes; Amphisphaeriales; Sporocadaceae. Gene Ontology annotation, cellular component: membrane. Gene Ontology annotation, biological process: transmembrane transport; carbohydrate transport. The transcript is spliced from 6 exons. The record is from RefSeq and is a predicted model, not a curated record.
GGUAUGACGGGCAAAGGCCUGAUGUAUGUUGGAGAGACGUCCUGUGCGCCGUAGUUAAAUGCUGAUAUUGUCUAGCUACUUCACUAGUGUCUUUGUCUCGUUGGGAGUUUUCCUCUUCGGAUAUGAUCAAGGUGUCAUGUCCGGUAUCAUCACCGGGCCUUACUUCCAGGACUACUUCAACAAUCCAUCUCAUGCGGAGAUUGGGACUAUGGUGGCCAUUCUUGAGAUCGGAGCCCUUAUCUCUUCACUCGCUGUCGGCAAAAUUGGUGAUGUGAUCGGCCGAAGGAAGACCAUCCGCUAUGGAUCGGCCAUAUUUUUUGUUGGUGGCGCAAUGCAGACUUGCGCGACUAACAUGCCUAUGAUGAUGCUGGGCAGGAUCAUCGCUGGUCUGGGAGUAGGUGCGCUCUCAACUAUUGUCCCAGUGUAUCAAUCCGAAAUUUCCCCCCCACACAACCGCGGUAAAUUAGCUUGUAUAGAGUUCAGCGGUAACAUCAUCGGAUACACUACAUCGGUAUGGGUAGACUAUUUCUGCGGCUAUAUCGAGAGUAACUACUCAUGGCGCGCACCGCUGUUUAUGCAGUGCGUAAUGGGAGCAUUGCUGGGAUUUGGAAGUUAUCUCAUUGUUGAGUCACCCAGAUGGCUUCUUGACAACGACCAUGACGAGGAAGGUAUUGUCGUCAUCGCGAAUCUUUAUGGUGCCGGUGAUAUCCACAACCCCAAGGCCCGUGACGAAUAUCGAGAGAUCAAGAUGAACGUACUGCUACAGCGUAUGGAGGGCGAGCGAACCUAUUCUGAGAUGUUCCGCAAGUAUAAAACGCGUGUCUUCAUUGCCAUGUCUGCACAAGCCCUGGCUCAAUUGAACGGUAUCAAUGUUAUUUCUUACUACGCUCCCUACGUCUUCGAGUCUGCCGGAUGGACCGGUCACGAUGCUAUCAAGAUGACCGGAAUCAAUGGUAUUACAUACCUGCUCUCGACAAUUCCGCCAUGGUACAUCGUGGAUCGAUGGGGCCGCCGAUUUAUCCUGCUUAGCGGUGCCGUAGCUAUGGCUCUGUCGCUUUCUAUGGUUUCCUACUUCCUUUAUUUGGACGUGAAGAACACACCGACAUUUGUUGUCAUAUUCGUUAUGACCUACAAUGCUGCAUUUGGAUACUCAUGGGGGCCGAUUCCAUGGCUCUACCCACCCGAGAUCUUGCCUCUCAGCAUUAGAUCGAAGGGAGCCAGCUUAUCGACGGCUGCUAACUGGACUUUCAACUUCAUCGUUGGUGAGAUGACACCAAUCUUGCAGGACUGGAUCAAAUGGCGUUUGUAUCUUCUCCACGCAUUCUUUUGCGUUGUCAGUUUCAUCACUGUUUACUUCAUAUACCCCGAGACAAGCGGCGUCCGGCUGGAGGAGAUGGAUUCCUUGUUCGGCGAUGCUACCACUGCCAUGGGUACUCCCAGUCUGCGAUCGGAAACUGGUUCUAUCUACAGAGCCACAUCCCCCGUACCAUCACUUGAUCUUCGUGGACGGGCACCCCCAGAGUCAGCCAUUCCACCACUGGACAUUGACCCGCCUCAUGUCAACAUGUUAGACGGCAAGCCGCAAAUCGGGAAGGCCCGAGAUGAGACUUUUUUGGGUGGCCUUUAG